Molecule: messenger RNA, 3187 nt
Organism: Cuscuta epithymum
Lineage: Eukaryota; Viridiplantae; Streptophyta; Magnoliopsida; Solanales; Convolvulaceae
Source: the annotation of a GenBank genome assembly
AAAAAAUCUGUUGAAUGUUGAUGUUAAACCCCUUCUUUUGUCUCCUUUCUCCCUCCAUCAAUAGACGAUUCGCUUCCCAAAUCAUCCGCAGUUCCGCACCCUGGUGUCUCCUCGUUCUCUUCCGCCCGGCAAAGCAAUUUCGCCGCACAUAAAAGCCCUACACGAGUAAGUCUAGCGAGGCACUGCAGCUCGAAAACAUUGCACCCGUAGGGAGCAUCGCACAUAGUUGUGCUGUUAGCCUAAUAUUGUCAUGACCGACUCAAGGUCUGAAAGGAGUCAUGAAAUGAGAGAUGGGGAGAAAGAGGACAAGGAAGUGUUGAAAGAUCGGCUGCUCACUAGAGAAAGAAGGAAGGGAGACAGAGAUGAUCCAGAAAAGGAAAAUACAAAAGACAGGGUUCGAGAAAAAGAUAAUGACAGAGACAGGCACAAAGACAAAGAGAGAGAUAGAGGAAGAGAGAAAGAUCGUAGGCAUCAUGAAAAGGACAAAGACAAGGACAAGGAGAGGAUGAAAGAUAGAGAAAAAGACAAAAGCAGGGACAAAGACAAGGAUAGAGAUAGGGACAAGGAGAGGGUGAAGGAUAGAGAAAGAGAAAAGGAGAAGGAUAGAGAGAAACAGAGAGAAAGGGAAAGCGGAAGGGAUUAUGAUAGAGUGAGAAGUAAAGACGCAAAUGAAAAAGAAAAAGGAAAACAUAGAGCUAGGGAUCAUGAAAGGCAGAAGUCUAGAGACAUAGAUGGAAGCAUUCGGAAACUACACGAUGAAGAUCGUAAUAAGAGGAUGGAUAUGGGAAAAGAUGAGGUGUCAAGGUUCAAUGGUAAAGAUGGUGAUGAUGGGGACUUCUCUGAACAUGAUAAGGCAGCCCUAGCUGAUGAUCAUAAUAUCAGGAUGUCUUUUAUGAGGGAUGGACCUGUUGGAUCGCAAGCUUCUGUUUCAGAACUGGAGGAGCGCAUUUUGAAGAUGAAGGAAGAGAGGUUAAAGAAAAAACCAGAAGGUGUCUCUGAGGUUUUAGGAUGGGUUAAUAAGAGUCGCAAGAUCGAGGAGAAAAAGAAGGCUGAAAAGGCUAAAGCCUUGCAGCUCUCUAAGAUGUUCGAAGAGCAGGAUAAAAUUGAUCAAGAUGACGACGUUGAAGAAACAAACCAUCGAUCUGCUGAUGAGCUGGGCGGGGCAAAGGUUCUUCAUGGGCUUGACAAAGUGCUUGCAGGGGGUUCAGUUAUCUUAACACUCAAAGAUCAGAGCAUACUUUCUGGUGAUGACAUAAAUCAAGAGGUUGAUAUGCUUGAAAAUGUCGAAAUUGGAGAGCAGAAGCGGAGGGAUGAUGCAUAUAAGGCUGGAAAGAAGAAAACAGGAAUAUAUGAUCAGAUUGAUGAGUCUGGUUCUGAAAAGAAAAUGCUUCCCCAAUAUGACGAUCCGAUGGAGGAAGAGAGCGUGGCUCUUGAUGAGACUGGACGUUUCAGUGGUGAUGCAGCAAAGAAACUGGAAGAGCUCCGGAGAAGAAUUCAGGGGGUUACCACAAAAAGCUAUGCUGAAGAUCUUAAUUCUUCUAGCAGAGUAUUGACAGAUUAUUAUACUCAUGAAGAAAUGCUUCAAUUUAAGAAGCCCAAGAAAAAGAAAUCACUAAGAAAGAAAGAGAAGCUGGACAUAAAUGCCCUUGAAGCAGAGGCUAUUUCUACUGGAUUGGGUUCCGCGGAUCUUGGUUCUCGGAAUGACAAGACAAGGCAACACCUGAAGGAGGAGGAUGAGAGAGCAGAGGCUGAUAAGCGAGACAAGGCAUACAAGUUUGCAUAUGAAAAGGCUCAAGAAGCAUCUAAAGCACUUCGACCUGAGUACAAUGUUACUUCUAAGGAAGAGGAAGAUGAUGAUAUUGUGUUUGAUGAUGAUGAUGAGGAGCUUAGAAAAUCAUUGGAAAGGGCAAGAAAAUUAGCUCUGAGAACUCAAGAGGAGGCUGUUAAAUCUGUACCAGAGACCAUUGCUCUGCUUGCUUCCACUUUGAAUGAAAACAAUUCUACUGUAGAUAAUAAUAACCAUGACUCUGCAUCUGGGGACUUGCAAGAGAAUAAGGUUGUCUUCACAGAAAUGGAAGAGUUUGUUUGGGGCCUUCAGCUUGAUGAAGAUUCAAAUAAACCUGGUGAUGAGGAUGUUUUCAUGGAAGAAGAUGUUAUACCCAAUUCUCUGGACAAAGCAUCUAUAGCUGAGGACGGUGGCUGGUCUGAGGUGAAAGAAGUCACAGAAAAAGAAACAGACUUACAGAAAGAGGAUGAAGAGAAGACAGUUCCAGAUGACACAAUACACGAAGCCGCUGUCGGGAAGGGGUUAUCUGGAGCUCUCAAACUCCUAAAAGAUCGAGGAUCACUCAAGGAAACAAUCGAAUGGGGUGGUCGAAACAUGGACAAGAAGAAAAGUAAGCUUGCCGGUAUUAUUGAUGAGGAGGGGCCUAAAGAGAUACACAUUGAAAGGACUGAUGAGUAUGGUCGAAUUUUAACUCCAAAAGAGGCAUUUCGACAGUUGUCCCAUAAAUUUCAUGGAAAGGGACCUGGCAAAUCAAAACAAGAAAAACGCAUGCGACAAUAUCUAGAGGAGCUAAAGAUUAAACAAAUGAAAAAUUCAGACACACCAUCGCAGUCGGUGGAGAGAAUGAGGGAAGCUCAAGAAAAGCUAAAGACACCUUAUUUGGUCCUAAGUGGAAAUGUUAAACCCGGGCAAACUAGUGAUCCCAGAAGUGGUUUUGCAACUGUUGAGAAGGACUUUCCUGGAAGUUUAACACCCAUGCUUGGUGAUAAAAAGGUUGAACACUUUUUGGGCAUAAAGAGGAAACCUGAGCUGGGCGGGGACUCUGCCUUGCAAAAGAAACCCAGAAACUGAUUGGCUAGUGUUUGUAAUGUACUCCGUGUUAAAGGUUGGUUAGAAGCAACUGGUGCUAAACUCUACAUUCUCAAGUUUAAAGUCGUCCUCAAUCUUGUCUCUAAGCUCAAUUUUAGAUUUUGUAUGUGUUGGACGAGUUUCACUUACCUUGCUUUGAAUAUGUUGGUGGAUGCUUUGGUCUUUCAUUUUCUAUACUUUUGCAUUUGCAAAAUAUACCUUUGAAGUCUUUGCUAACCAAUAUCUGCUGACCAGCAGCUACUUCAUUUUUAUUUUUUAUGUUCUCUGAGUGACUUAUUUUAUUAAUUUGGUUCUACUUAUAUAAUUCCUUGA